AUGGCGGAUUAUCAUUUUGUGUACAAGGACGUCGAAGGAACGUCGACUCAAUGGGACGAUAUCCAGCGGAAGUUGGGGAAUCUCCCCGCGAAGGCUCCGGCAUUCAAACCGCCGUCUUAUACUCCGGCGGAAGACGAGGCUUCAGCUCCUAAGGACCAGGCAUGGUUCGAUGAGAAGACAGAGGAGGAGCUUGAAGAUCUUGAGGACGACAAAGAUCUCGACGACGAUCGUUUCCUCGAAGAGUACAGGAAGAAGAGAUUGACGGAGCUGAGAGAAGCUGCGAAAGUGAGGAGGUAUGGAACAGUGACUCCCAUCUCGGGCUCUGAUUUCGUGCGGGAGGUCACGCAAGCUUCUGCUGAAGAUUGGGUUGUUGUAUGUCUCUACAAAGAUGGUUUCGCAGAGUGUGGCGUGCUGUUGGGUUGUCUAGAUGAAUUGGCUAGCAGAUACCCGGCAACAAAGUUCGUUAAGAUAAUAUCCACAGAUUGUAUUCCGAAUUACCCUGAUUGCAAUCUUCCUACCUUGCUGGUUUACCACAUUGGCGCCGUUAAAGGAACUCAUGUAGGCUUGAAGAGCGUUGGUCGUAGAUGCACCCCAGAGAGUGUAGCCUUGGUUUUGUGUCAGUCAGAGCCAGUUCUUAACGAUGGCAAAGGUGGAGACGAUGACUCCUCGAGGGUGAUGGCUGGAGUUAGAAGACAGUUCAUAGAACGAGUGGUGAAAGACCAUGAAGACAAGGAUAACGAUGAUGAUGGUUACAAUAGCGAUUAG
Messenger RNA from Microthlaspi erraticum, 765 nucleotides. NCBI's taxonomy places the organism in Eukaryota, Viridiplantae, Streptophyta, Magnoliopsida, Brassicales, Brassicaceae. The record is from the annotation of a GenBank genome assembly.